AUGGCCGGUAACGCGAGUGGUAGUGGUGGUGGCGGCGGUGCAACCGACUCGUCAUAUCCAUCGUCCUCAGGCAAUAGCAAUCAACAACAACAGCAUCAUCACCAUCUACAUCAGCACCACCACCAUCAACAGCAACAAAACCAUGCCAUUAAUAGCAAUAAUGAGCCGGACGGAGGUAUCGGUGAAUGGAACCCGCUAGAGCAUGGUGUUGGUGUUAUUAGUGGUGGAGGCGGUAAUAGUGGUCGAGCAAAUAGUGGCAACAACGCCGGCGGCAACAACAAUAAUGUGGCGAACCAAAACAACAACAACAACACGAACGCGGAGGAAAUCGAUCGUUUCAGCUUUGAGGAUUCGGACCGAUUCGAGGAGGAUUCGCUGUGCAGUUGGAGCUCUGAACCGGAGAGCGUGUGCAACAACUGGCGGGGCUGGAAAAAACCAGCAGGCACGAUCAACUCGUUUGGCGGUGGACCUGGCCGACGAUACAAUGAAGGUGAACCAACAUCGCUAACAGAGCUAGCGGCACGCUGUGUUGCGUUUUACAUCCCGUUCGAGCUGGUCGAACAGAUGUACCCACCGGUGCCGGAACCGAUCAUGCUGCGCAUAGCUUUCUGGAGCUUUCCGGACAAUGAGGAAGACAUUAGGCUGUACUCGUGCCUAGCGAACAGCUCCGCCGAUGAGUUUCAUCGGGGCGAGCAGCUGUUCAAAAAUCGAACCGUCAAGGACCCGCUCCAGAUAGGCUUCCAUCUAUCGGCGACCGUCGUGCAGGCGCAACCACGCAAUCACUACAACGUGGCGGUCACCUUUGAUCGCCGAAAAAUCUCGUCUUGCAGCUGCACCUGCCUUCCUACCACCUACUGGUGUUCGCACGUGGUUGCCGUUUGUCUGUACCGGAUUCAUUGCCCUACCAAAGUUAGCCUCCGGGCGCCAGUCUCAGAAUCACUGUCACGAUUGCAACGCGAACAGUUGCAAAAGUUUGCCCAAUAUCUGAUCAGCGAACAGUCUCAGCAAAUACUCCCAAUAGCGCAGCGUUUGCUGGACGAGCUGCUGAGCGCGCAGCCGACUACCAUUAAUACGGUGUAUGGGGCACCCGAUCCUACCGCCGGUGCGUCCGUGAACGAUCAGACAAAUUGGUAUCUGGAUGAAAAAACAUUGCACGAUAACAUCAAGAAGAUACUAUUCAAGUUCUGUCAACCGACGCCGAUGGUAUUUAGCGAUGUAAACUAUCUGACGAACUCGGCACCACCGGCGGCAGCAGAAUGGAGUUCGUUGCUGCGACCGUUGCGUGGUCGUGAGCCGGAAGGUAUGUGGAAUCUACUGUCGAUUGUGCGUGAGAUGUACCGACGAUGCGAUCGAAAUGCAGUGCGAUUGCUAGAAAUAAUUACCGAGGAGGUGAUGGCGUGCGAUCAGAUACUGGUAUGGUGGUUUAACAUAAAGCUUGCCUUGCUCGUCGGUUCCAACGGGCACGGUGGUGGUGGAGGUGGUGGAGGUGGCGGAAAACAUGGCAAUACGCACAGUAAUCUAAACGCUACGCAGCAUGCGUGUGCAUCGCUGUGCGAUGAGAUCGUCGUGCUGUGGCGACUUGCCGCACUAAAUCCUGGUCUCGCGCCGGACGAGCGCGAUAUGUUGCACGCGCAGUUUACUACAUGGCAUCUGAAGAUACUGGACCGGGUGGCGAAGAACAUAGUAGCUUCUUCAUCACACAGCAGCAAACAACAACAGAAUUUGCGAAACGAUACAGAACUGUUUGCUGGAUUCAAACCGGCUAUCGAAGCUUGCUAUCUAGAUUGGGAGGAUUAUCCGAUCGAGGGAGUAACGCACACUCAAGAUACCAACCCGAUGUAUCACUGCCCGUUCACUUGCUUCAAGCAAAAUAGCGAUUCGCGCUUGGACACAACCACCACGACCGGUUCGUCGAUGCCCCUGCUACAGAACAACGUGAAACAGUUUCAGAUGAUGGUACAUCACUAUCAUCACCAUCACAGCCACCAUCAUAGUUACCACAGCACCGACUAUAUGCAACCGCAAAGGCAUCCUUCUAUACCGAGUGCAUCGAAUACCGGACUGAUGGUUGGUAAUACAGAUCGCUACCGGAACAUUACGACCGUGGCAACCGCAUCACGAACGGUGGAACAACAGCGUCAUCAGGACAGUGCCGUGGCUGGCCCUUCCGGAAUAGCAACGACGUCUCUGGCUGCAACAACAGCUGCGACAAACAAUGUAUCUACCGUCAGCACCGACAGCGCUGUCAUUGCUGGUGGUUCCGAUGGGAUUGCUCUGAUGGGCGUUAAUAGUGGCGGUGGAGGCGAUUACGAUCCAUCAUCGAACGAUGAUAAUGGUGAAGUUAGCAACAAACGUAUCGGAGCUGGAGCUGUGGACGUAGCAAAUAAGAGCCAUCACCAUCGUACACGAGCCCAUCGCGAUCGGUUAACGUACUGUUCGUCUAGUAAUAAUAGUAGCAGCGAUAGUGUACCGGACCGACUGAACCAGACGGUUAAUAAUCCUGAUGCGACAGAAGAAGGAACAGGUCACAGCUCGGUUGUGACCGGACUAGCUGGAACAUCGAUCGACACUGGAAAGCAAAGCUGUGAUGCAAUCGGUGCCGGUGGUAAUCGCUCGAGCGUUAGCAGUGAGGGAUUCUGUGAGAAUGAGGACGAUCUGACGGCUGUGGCCGAUGAGAAGCUACAACACUAUCUCCUCCCUGUGGAAGUCGCAAAUAAGGUUGAUGCUAGCAAUAAUGUGUCGGUAGCCGUAGGUCCCGAUGUAGGUGAGGUGAACGUUACAAGUGGGUCGGGAGCCACCGUUGUUGAUCCAAGUCUACCGCUGCUGAGUGUGAGUAAUUCUUCGUCCAGCUCGUCGUCUUCGUCCACCUCACUAUCGUCCAGCUCAGCUACGACGGAUCUCGUGCAGAAGAAAAAGAAAGUAGCUGCUGAGGGGACGGGAUCACUGUCGAGCGAAUCGAGCAACGAAAAUAGCAUCCUGAACGAUAUGAACAACUACGACAUUUCGGGCAACAUUAAGCUGUACGAGGUGUUGAACAUGGUGGAACAACAAUCAACCAAACCGACUAACAAGUGCGAUACGAUCAAACACGCCAACAGCAUGAUGGCCACCAAACACAACAGUGCCAAACGCCAAGGGUGUGGUGAAGAAGCCUUGGGCAACGAGACCGCCAUUUUGGGAAAUGUGACACCGUCUACGGAACCAUCUGCGUCCGGAGAACAGAACCGUGGCGAAGUUUCACCGCAACAAAAACAACCAUCAUCACAGCAAACCGGUACAAUCUCGACUGCUAACCAACAGCAACAGCAGCAUCAAAAAUCCACUAAACAACAGCAACCAACAACAACCUCCGCAAAUCAAUUGCAUGCCGAAUCGAAACAACAGCAAAUGUUCUCUAACAUCAAACCUACGGAGGACGCGUGGGACAUUCUGUUUGCCCGUGCGGAAGGUUUGCACGCGCACGGUCACGGUAGGGAAGCGUGCACGUUGGGCGUUCGACUCGCAUCCGAAAUGCUAGCUAACCCACCCAACCUGAUGGUCGAUCUACCACCGCCACCGAAGAAAAAGGGAAAGAAACACAAUGUCAAUCCGAUCUCACAUCAGAUUAGCGUACUAGCCUCAGCCACCCUCUCCAAGUGCGCCUUCCUCUGUACGGUACUGGCAGAAAAUUCCGAACAUUAUCAUCUAGCGUUCCGUGUGUGUUUGUUCGGGUUGGAAAUGUCUCGACCACCGGCCAGUACCAAACCGCUCGAGGUGAAGCUUGCCAACCAAGAGUCGGAUCUGCUCGCACUGCUCAAACGCAUCCCGCUCGGCAAUAAUGAGCUAAACGCGAUACGCGAGCGAGCGCAACAGUUGCGUGAUGGAAUGCUGAAAUCGCGAGGAGAAGCAUUGCUCCCGAUCAUGCUCGCUAGCUUCAUAUUUGAUGCGUUGGUAAUGCCUUCGGUCGUUGGUCGAGAAAAUCGGCUAAAGAUGAUGAGCAAUGCUUGUCGCUUCCCUAUGGAUGAAACUCUUGGCUUCGAGGCGGCCGUAGCGGCUCUGGGACUUAAGGCAAACGUGUCCGAAGCGGAACAUCCUUUGCUAUGUGAAGGCACCCGACGGCAACGGGGUGAUCUUGCGCUGACCCUUCUAUCGUACUACAAGGACGAACCGCGCAAGAUUUGUCGCAUUAUGGAGAAGCUGCUUGAUCGGGAGAUACACGUGCUCAUCAAAACGCCGCUGCUACCGUCUUACUACUCUAACAAUCCUCCUACGCGUAGCCAAACGUCCCAACUGCGGUUGGAUGAGUACGAAGCAGCCAACAACAACAACGCACAACAUCCCCUGCAUCAGCUGCAAGCGUACGGAGGCAAUAGUGGCGGUCGAAGCAGCAGCAGUACAGGAAGCGCCGAACUUCAACCACAACAACAACAACUAUCUGGAUCCAUGGUCGCGGCUACCCAUCCAUCUCAGGGAUCGGAGUUCUCGGGACUAGCGAGCAGUAGUCGACCUCAGAGCAGAACCAGUACCGAGGUCGAGGUAGGCAUCGCAGCACUAAAUCUAGGUGGUGCCGCUACAACUACAAACGCGAAUGGAACAACAUCCACUACUCCUACCACGACCACCACCAACGUUCCAACGGCUGCUAUGCUUCCGACUGCUGGUUCGUGUACCAGUAGCACCACUGCUGGUGGGCCUUCCACAUCUACAGCAGCGACCGUUACAACUACUGGCACACCCUCGGUGACUUCGACCCGCUCGAAAGACUCCCGGUACAAGGGCAAACGGGCGUAUCCUUCCAUUCCGAAUCAACCGUCCGAGGCGAGUGCGCACUUUAUGUUCGAGCUGGCCAAAAACGUGCUCACCAAGGCGGGCGGUACAUCGGCCACGUCACUGUUUACGCAGGCAAGCACUACCCAGAACCAUCAGGGGCCGCACCGAGGGUUGCACAUGUGCGCGUUCCAGCUGGGACUUUAUGCACUCGGACUGCACAACUGCGUUAGUCCAAACUGGCUGUCACGCACGUACUCUUCGCAUGUGUCGUGGAUUAUUGGACAGGCGAUGGAUAUCGGAGCCCCAGCGAUUUCUUUCCUGAUCGACACGUGGGAGGGCCAUCUGACUCCACCAGAAGCGGCCGGUAUGGCUGAUCGCGCGUCAUCACGAGGAUGGGACAGCAACAUGGUGAAUCCGGCUGCUGAGCUGGCAUUAUCGGUGUUGCCGCACGCAGCAGCGCUCAACCCGAAUGAGAUCCAGCGUGCAAUCUUGCAGUGUAAGGAGCAGAGCGAUCGGAUGCUCGAGAGAGCCUGCAUUAUGGUCGAAACGGCGGCGAAAGGUGGCGGUGUGUAUCCGGAAGUGUUGUUCCAGGUGUCGCGCUACUGGUACGAACUGUAUUUACGCAAUACACCCGGUGGUGAGAUGGAAUCGGACGAGCAGCACGACGUUGUUGUCAAUCUGAUGCAGAUGAUGGAACCUGGCGGAGCCGUCGAUGCACCAUCGAUGCCUAGUGUACCGUCAGGACAGCCGGGUAAUUGUCCGACAGGAGGAAUCCCUCCACCCGUUGGUGGUGGUGGUGGAACUACACCGCAACAACCUUACCCACCCCAUCAACAUCAACCCAUAUCUGGUUUGGCCCCAAUAGGUAUGACACCGUAUGGUGGCUACGGUUACGGUACGAUCUUUCACCAUCAGAAUGCGCUCCAGUAUGGUCACCCAACCAACCCGGUGCAUCAGAUGUAUCUGACCGCACCGCUGCAGUUCCAGUAUCCACCACCACCGCCACCCGGUAGCCAAGGUGCACAGCCACAAUCAUCGCAACCCCAACCACCAGCUGUAGGCUACGGACAGCAGCAGCAGCAGCAGCAGCAGCAACCUGCACAGCAACCUCUCGGUGCGAUUAAUCCCGCUGUGGUAGCUGCUUAUCAAUCGAUGCAGCAACACGGUGUCCCACCUCAAGCAUACGGCACAACACCACAAUAUCAGUCCGUUCCAGGUGUGCCGGGUGUGCAACCUCAAGGACCUCCGACCAAUCCCAGUCAGAUGCAGCCGAACUUGCAGCAGUUCUACGGUGGACCGCAGGCAGCCGUAGUUGCAGCUGCCAUGCAACAUCAGCAGCAACUACCGGGAGUGCCCCCUGUACAGGGUGGCGGUCUUCCACAGCUAGCACCCCCUCUACCAACAGCCAUGCCUAGCAAUCAGCAACAAGUAGGGGGAGUAGCAGGAGGACCGCCAGUUCCUGCAUCAUCCCAGCAACAACAGCCACAUGGAGGAACUGGUAUGCGUUCACAACAUGCCGUUGGUAGUGGUAGUGGUGUUGGUGGACCACCCUACGCUGCUGCGUAUGGUGCGGCCACCGGGACGGGUAGUAACAACGGCUCGAGCGGAGGCCAGCAACAGGUACGUGCGGCUCGUCAUCCGCAUCAUUCCAACGCGGCCCAACUACACUAUCUGCUCGCAACGUACAAUGCGGGCAUGCUGGCGUUGGAAACGCUCGCUCGGCGCGUUCAUGACGAUCGACCGCAGGCAAAGUACGCGCGGAAUCCACCGUACGGUGAGGACGUUAAAUGGUUGCUCCGGAUCUCGAAAAAACUCGGCACACAGUAUCUACAUCAGUUCUGUGUGUGCGUAGUGAACUCGAUCGUUAGCCCGUUUGUGUUGCACGAGGUAGCGAUCGAAUCCGCACACUACCUGUCACGCAACAAUCCGGCGCUCGUGAUGCAUCAUCUGCGAUCUGCCCUAACGCCACUGAUGAGCAAGUGUCAGAGCAUGUACUUCCAAUGCAUACAUCAAAAGCUGUACCAUCUGACGAUAGCGGACUACGAAGACUUUACCAGUACAGUCCUAUCUGCGCGUAAUGCGUUCCAGAUAACACCGGAAGGCAAUGCUCAGUUUAAAGAUUGGCUGCAAUCAAUUAAACGGUCGAAGUCGUGCAAGAAAGAACUAUGGACGCAAAUAAAUGCCGCACUCAAUUCCAAAUGACAUAGGCUCGAUUCGAUUGGAUCGGAGCUGAAUAUGAUGCUAGCAGCGGCAGCAGCAGCAACAUCCAACAGUUGCAACAGUAUAAGCAAUGACCCCAGUU
Molecule: messenger RNA, 7051 nt
Organism: Anopheles maculipalpis
Lineage: Eukaryota; Metazoa; Arthropoda; Insecta; Diptera; Culicidae
Gene: Dora
Product: zinc finger SWIM domain-containing protein 8 homolog
Exons: 5
Coding region: 1-6951 (2316 amino acids)
Cellular component (GO): Cul2-RING ubiquitin ligase complex
Molecular function (GO): zinc ion binding
Source: RefSeq, a predicted model, not a curated record